Messenger RNA from Babesia ovata, 2463 nucleotides. RefSeq names its product ATP-dependent DNA family protein. Gene Ontology annotation, biological process: double-strand break repair via homologous recombination. Gene Ontology annotation, cellular component: nucleus; cytoplasm; chromosome. The record is from RefSeq and is a predicted model, not a curated record. Bases 1 to 2463 code for a protein of 820 amino acids. Gene Ontology annotation, molecular function: four-way junction helicase activity; ATP binding; 3'-5' DNA helicase activity. NCBI's taxonomy places the organism in Eukaryota, Apicomplexa, Aconoidasida, Piroplasmida, Babesiidae. The transcript has a single exon.
AUGGCUGCUGAACUGCAGAGUCGCUUCUCCUGCGCACUGGUAGAGAAUAACUACGGCGAGUUCUUCAGCACCUUGUCUUCUGCAUUGCUUCCGUUAUCCGUAUCUGAAGAUGCCAAGGAACACGGUGGUCUCUGUGACACCUGCGCCGGAGCCGUUUACUGCCUCAAGCUAGACGAGCUGGUGUCAUUCGAUCCGGCCACUUAUGUGGACGAUCAACAUGCAACUAUCCCUUUCCGGCACAGACAAUCCGUCCACCGCUACCGAAUUGGUCAUAUCAGUGGCGUGACAAGCGAUGCGCAUGGCGACGGACACGGACAUGGCAUCGGUCACUCGGAUAGUAGCGGAGCCAGAGACGAGGACAAGGAUGAGAACUACUUCGGGUACGCUGCGGACGACAAUGUCGUUAAGGAGCGCUACAAGUAUAUCCUGCCGAGGAGUGAGGAAUCCCUCUCCAUGCCUGUGGCUGUAAGCGGCGACCAAUGCGGCACAUGGUCGGGACGCUUCGAAUGGACGGAUGUCGUACAUCGCAUUAAUAAGGAGGUCUUCGGAAAUGCUUCCUUCCGCCCCAAGCAACUAGAGGUCAUAAACUGCAUACUCAGUGGCCGCGACACCUUUGUGGUUAUACCCACCGGAGGUGGAAAGUCCCUCUGUUUCCAGCUACCCGUGGUCUAUGAUGGCACCGUGGGGAAAAAUGGAGUCACUGUGGUUGUAAUGCCGCUAGUUUCGCUUAUACAGGACCAAAUGAAGAGGUUGCAGGCGCUCGGAAUUCCGUGCCAUGCGCUGGUUGGUGAGGUCAGCCGUUUGGACAGAGACAGCGUGCUUGGGGACAUGAGAUCGGAGCUCGACACUUCGUAUUUACUCUUCGUCACACCAGAGCGCAUCACGAGCUCGAAGGUGCUGCUGAAAGCCUUCAGGGAUCUGGAACAACAAGGCAGGCUUUCACGCUUCGUGCUCGACGAGGCGCACUGCGUUAGCCAGUGGGGUAAUGACUUCAGGCCUGACUACAAGGAGAUGGGUCUGCUGAAACACGAAUUCCCACGUGUGCCUGUAUGCGCCUUCACCGCCACUGCCACUCCGCAGGUGAUCAAUGAUGUUUGCGCGGAGCUACGACUCAAGGCACCCACAAUAUUCAAGUCCAGCUUUAACAGGCCCAACCUCCGCUACGAAGUCAUGCCGAAGGACCGAAACAGCAGCAAGGCUAUAGAAAAACUUGUGGAAGUAAUAAAGGAGCGGUUCGCUGGAAGCUGCGGUAUCAUCUACUGUCUCAGCUGCAACGAGGUGGAAAGGGUGACUCAGGCGGUUUCAAAGCACGUGAAGGCCGCUCCAUACCAUGCACAGAUGCAAAUGCACAUGAGGACGGCGUACUACAAGCAGUGGAUAUCGGGCUCAGUCGACGUAAUGGUGGCCACGCUGGCGUUCGGUAUGGGAAUAGACAAGGCGGACGUGCGGUUCGUCAUCCACUUCUCCAUACCCAAGUCUAUAGAGAACUAUUUCCAGGAGUCAGGGCGUGCUGGCAGGGACGGUCAGGUUGCGUGCUGCCUCAUCUUCUACCAGUUCCACGAUGCGCAGAGGCUGCUCAUGCUGGGGAUGGGGACGGAUGCGAACAUUAAGAGCGAUAAGGAACAAGUGAACAGGAAAAACAUCCUCAGCGUGCUAGCCUAUUGCGAGAGCGGAUACCUGUGUCGGCGAAAGGUGCUCCUGGAAUAUUUGGGGGAAACACUGAAGGAAGCCUGCGACGUGCCAUGCGACUCGUGCUCGUCAAACCAGGAAGUAAGGUUUAUACCAAGAAAUUGUCAAAAGGAGGUCACUUUCAUAUGUAACGCGCUUACAACCCAAGGGAAGCAGUACGAACGGGCGAAUGACGCCUACACGCUCGUCAACCUGCACAAGCUACUCACACAGCGCAACGCGGGCGACCACCCACUCUCGGGAUAUCUCAGAAGAAUGGGGUUCACUAACGACGCGGCAAUGGUGCUGCUAAAGCGCAUGGUCGUGCAUCAGAUCUUGAUAGAAAGGGUGGCGCGCAUCGCACAGCAGAGUUACACCUCGUUUUACCUCCGCGUAAACCCCCAAUAUCGCACGUACCUCCACCACAUGGGCGCCCUGCGGUUCCCCAUCGAAACAAGUAUCGGCAAAAGGGCGGCUAGAGAAGGGAACUCGUCAUCCGCCAAGCCGCCCACAAACGUCAAGAGAGCAGCCACAUCACCAAAAGCGCCCCGGGGGGUGAAGGAAAAAACGGAACGAAAGCCGAGAGAACCUAAGAAAAAGGAGGCGACGGAGAGGAAACCCCGCGAACCAAGAAGGAAAGAGACAACUGUAAGGAAACCUAGGGAACCCAAGACGAGGGAGGCUACCGAAAGGAAACCUCGGGUAAGAAAAGCUGCAGCGGAUGGCAAGCAGGCCGGUAGAAAGCCAUCUGCACGGACCAAAACUACGAAUGCUCCGGACGCAGACAACACAUAA